AUGUUCGGAGCAACCAAGCCAGCGAGCGGUGGGUUAUUUGGAUCGUCGCUGAAUACAAAUACACAGCAACCGAACAGCGGACUCUUUGGCUCUACAGGAACGAACAACCAGCAGAACCAGCAGCAACAAGGCGGAAGUCUGUUCGGAAACUUGGGUCAGAGCACGCAACAAAACCAGAACCAGGCCACCGGAGGACUAUUUGGGAACUUGGGACAGAGUACGCAGAAUCAACAACAACAACAACAACAAGGUGGAGGACUGUUUGGCAACACAGCACAAAGCCAACCUCAGCAGACUGGUGGUCUAUUUGGCCAAUCUCAAAAUACUCAGCAGCAGCAAUCUGGUGGCCUUUUUGGAGGUGGACUAGGGCAGAAUCAAAAUAAUCAGCAACAACAAUCUGGCAGUCUCUUUGGUGGUGGACUGGCUCAAACCCAAAACAAUCAACAGCCGCAGCAAAGUGGUCUCUUUGGUAGCCUUGGUCAGAGCCAGAACCAGCCCCAGCAGAAUGGACUCUUCGGUCAAUCUUCGCAACAAAACAUUCCUCAGUUGGGCCAAGGUGCAUCAUUAUGGCAAGCAGCCAACAAUGCGAUAAAUCCUCGUGAAAAGAGUAUUCCAGACCAGAUGCAAACAGUACUUGAGAAAUGGGAUUCGGGCAAUCCAAACUGCGUUUUCAAGCAUUACUUCUAUAACAAAGUCGAUGACAAUAUGGCACCGUAUUACCGACCUGGCCCCAACGAGGAUCCAAAAGCGUGGGAGGAAGCUCUAUCGAAAAAGCCCGGUCCUGGAUACAUCCCGGUUCUCUGUACAGGGUUCAAUCAAAUGGGAGAGCGAAUUAAGCUUCAGCAACGUAACCUCUCAAACUUCAACACCCGACUGCACGAAAUCAACGCUUCGCUGACAAAGAUGAUGCAAGACCAUGAGACCAAGACGAGCAUUAGGACGAUAGAUGCGAGGAGAAAGCAUGUGGUAUUGAAGCAGCGUUGCUUGGCCUUGGCUACCAAAGUUCAGGUGCUCAGAAAUAGAGGUUAUGCAAUGGCUGGUGAUGAGGAGGAUUUGCGGACAAAGUUGUUGGCCCUGGAGAAGAACGUCACUGAUCCCGGACUGGGUGCGAGAGGAGAGGAGAUCUGGGCCAGGAUGCUUAUCGUGCAGGAUCGAGCACGUACAUUGCGAAAUGAGAUCGAGAAGGCCGGAACAGAAGCUCCAGAUGUGUUGGAUGAAGAUACGAGUAGACAAGCAAAAAAGGUAUUGGAGGAUUACAACACUCAACUGUCCCAUCUUAAGGGAGAGCUCGAGUCUAUAAACAAGGAGUUCGCGGACUGGCAGAAGGAGCAGGGAGGUCCCACCGCACCGAAAGCCAAGGAGACGAAGAAGAGUGAUACCCAGGCCAGAGGCCUUCAGUUCGUUUAG
Molecule: messenger RNA, 1407 nt
Organism: Cadophora gregata
Lineage: Eukaryota; Fungi; Ascomycota; Leotiomycetes; Helotiales; Ploettnerulaceae
Exons: 3
Coding region: 1-1407 (468 amino acids)
Biological process (GO): nuclear pore organization; protein localization to nuclear inner membrane; NLS-bearing protein import into nucleus
Cellular component (GO): nuclear pore; nuclear pore central transport channel
Molecular function (GO): structural constituent of nuclear pore
Source: RefSeq, a predicted model, not a curated record